CUUCUCCCCGGAGAAGAGGAAAGCCAUCUCGGAUGUCAGGAGGACUUUCUGCCUCUUUGUCACCUUCGACCUGCUGUUUGUGUCUCUGCUGUGGAUAAUUGAGCUGAAUCAGAUCAGAACCUUUCCCCCGAUACCUCACACGGCCUGCUUUAUAUGCAAGAUCACAAUUCUAUAUCAAUGCGGAACAUGGAGGUUACAGGGCACUCCCCCGAGGUACAGAAUGUCACAGUGACCUUGCUUGUGAUAUUAAUAAGUGGUCAGAAAAGCAGCAUCUCAACAGCUUUGGUGCUACCAUCCCAGCUGGAAAAGAGCCUGGUUUGAGAUCCUGUGGAUAGCUGCAUUGCUCAGUCUGAGCAGCGGGUCUGUUCUGACCAACCUCCUCCAGUGCGUCCCCCUUAGUAAAGGGGAACUGAUGAACUUUUUGCGAGCCGCUGCCUGUCUCCUGUGUUGUGGUGUUCCCUGCCGGGUGAAGGGGGAUGUUGCAUUUUGCAGGGAGAGACUUCUUGCUUACACAUUUGCGACUGGGCUUUGAAGCUGCAUGUGCUGCUGUUCUAUCCUGUUAUGGUAGGAGCAGAAAGGAGAUGAUCAGAGAUGCAUCUCCAAUUCUACGUGCAGCCCUCACCAGUCUGGCCUUAUUUAUUAUGACUGGAUCCCCGAGGAUAUAUCAGCUAUUAUCUUCAUGUCCUGUUUACCUCGUUCAGAGUCUGCACUUAACAGUUUGUCUCAGUCCGCAGUUCAGUUCACACCACCCCCCAGAAAUGACGUGAGUAGUACUGAGGGUCUGUCUAGGAACCACAGGAGCAAGGAAAUUAACAGCCAGUGUUCCACUAGGGCCAAUGGGUUACUAUAGAAACCCCUUGUGGGACCUGUCCUCUUGUGAAUUCCCUUGACCCUGUGGGAUUGCCCUCCUCCAGGGCUGGUGGGAGAGGAAGGAGGGGUCUCUUGAAUUUUGAUUUGCAACGUGACUCAUGGAAAUAAAGCUAGUGUCCAAGCUACCAAAUUAUUUUUCAGGAUCCAGUUUUGCUCCCAGCUGUGUUAGCUUGUGAGUUGCCCUUAACUGAGACUAAAUGAUAACCUAUGGGCCUUGAGCCCAGGAGCUGUAUGUUUGAACGUGUUAAGAUGGCUCACUUGCACUGCUGUGAAAAUUACCAGGUUCGUGCAGUGACUCAUGCAUCUAAAACGCUCAAAUGGUUCUCACUCGCUUGUUGCAAUAUUGACAACUCAUUCAGUUCUCAUUAAGUGCACCAGUCACCUGCACACUUGAAUUGUCCAAGCACGUCCGUUUCUGAGUGAAAGGAACUCCCCAAACAGUCUUUUGUUUCUUCGGGGCAGCGGUGUUUGUUUAAACUUUCAUUUUUUUCCAAAAAAAGAACAGGAGGGCUUGUGGCACCUCGGAGACUAACACAUUUAUUUGCACGUAAGCUGUAGUGCUCCUUUUCUUUUUGCAAAUACAGACUAACACGGCUGCCACUCUGAAACCUACCAUUUUUUUCCAAGAAGUUUAGCCCAAAGCCCUCGUCCCUUCCCUCCUGUGGUGAGAUCUCCUGUCAAAUUCAAUCUUUGGUAUGAAUUUUUAAGCCGUUGCUCUGUGAAACCUGCUGGAUUGCCAGCCCGGGAGACAGAACUCCUCUCACCACAGAACAGAUACAGCAGCAGUGCAGAAUCACUGCUCUCCUCCCAUAUGCCCCAGCCCUGAUCUAUAGGGAACGCUUUUUGGUGGCUGCCUAGUCAGUCCUUGGCCUCUCCAGCAAAAGGGUACGCAUGACAGCAGCGGCUUUUAUGAUGCGAAUGGCUGUCCGCUAUGGACGAAGACCCACCAACUGGUUUCUCAUAGACCAUGAAACAGCUGUCAGAAUGUAACAACUUCCAGUCCAGCUGGGCUGUAUUCCACCCAAUAGCCUGAAGGUGAAAGGCUGGUUCCAAUUACCUGAACCAUCCAGUCCCUCAUAAGCCAAAGUUCCAAGCCUCUAAAAAUAGGAUUUGUGGUACAAAAAUCCCACUGGCAGGCCCUUAACUAUGCUCUGAAGCAGAGUUAUUUUGACACAAUAGAUGCUAGACCCUUAAUAGCAUUCCUGUACAGAACGAAUUGGCUUCCUUUUUUCCCCUCUGCCUCAAGCCACAGCACAUUUACCUGGGAGUUGACUGAUCAGUGCUAAUGUCGUCUUCCUUCUUUAGCCCUUUAGCGCUACGGGGUUAGGUCGAAUUUAGCCAUGUUAGGUCGAUUUUAAAAUGAAUGCAUCUACGCAACCAACCCCGUUCCAUCGACCUAAAGGGCUCUUAAAAUCGACUUCUGUACUCCUUCCCGGUGAGGGGAGUAGCGCUAAAAUUGACCUUGCUGUGUCAAAUUUGGGGUAGUGCAGACGCAAUUCAUCAGUAUUGGCCUCUGGGAGCUAUCCCAGAGUGCUCCAGUGUGACCGCUCUGUACGGCACUUUGAACUCCGAUGCACCAGGAACUUUUGAUUUAAUUUCCUAUUUGGUCAGCGUGGCUAGCUCAGCAGCACAGGUGACCAUGCAGUCUCCCCCAGAAUUGGAAACGAGCUCCAGCAUGGACUGAAAGGGAGACACUGGAUCUGAUUGCUCUAUAGGGAGAAGAAUCUGUGCAGGCCGAACUCUGAUCAAAAAGAAAUGCUAAUAUAUAUACCAAAAUCGCACAGGGCAUGGUGGAGAGAGGCUACAACAGGGACACACAGCAGUGCCACGUGAAAGUUAAGGAGCUCAGGCAAGCCUACCAAAAGACAAAGGAGGCAAAUGGUCGCUGCAGAUCAGAGCCCCAUACAUGCCGCUUCUAUGAUUAGCUGCAUGGCAUUCUAGGGGGGACCCUACCACUACCCCACCACUGUUCGUGGACACCUGCAAGGGGGAAGUCUCACACAACAGGGAGGAGGAUUUUGUGGAUGAGGAAGAGGAGGAGGAGGAGAAUGUGCAGCAGGCAAGCGGUGAAUCCGUUCUCCCCGGCAGCCAGGACCUUUUCAUCACUCUGGAGCCAAUACCCUCCCGAGGCGGGAUCCCCAACCCUGAAGCCGGAGAAGGCAGCUCUGACCAACAAUGGCAUUCAGAAGAACUUGGAAAUCGAAAUCAUUGAGUACCAGUUUAAAACCUCAUUCUUUGAUAUAUUUGUCUUGGCUUUUUUCCGGUUUUUUGUGUUACUUCUGGGCUAUGCACUCUUAAAACUGCGCCACUGGUGGGUCAUCGCGUUCACUACACUGGUGUCCAGUGCCUUCCUCAUCGUGAAGGUCAUCCUCUCGGAGCUGCUAGCCAAGGGAGCUUUUGGGUACUUACUUCCCAUCGUCUCUUUCGUUAUCGCCUGGCUAGAAACUUGGUUCCUGGAUUUUAAAGUCUUAUCUCAGGAGGCGGAAGAGGAACGAUGGUACUUGGCAGCGCAGGCCGCAGCCUCCCGCGGCCCUCUGCUCUAUUCCGGAGCCCUUUCUGACGGGCAGUUCUAUUCCCCUCCGGAGUCCUUUGCAGGAUCAGAUAAUGAGUCUGAUGAAGAUGAUAUGGGGAGGAAAGCGUUGACAGCCCAGGAGAAGGAAUAUGUCCAGCAAGGCAAAGAAGCAAUGGAGGUUGUGGAUCAAAUCCUAGCCCAGGAGGAAAACUGGAAAUUCGAAAAAAACAAUGAGUUUGGCGAUGUUGUUUACACCAUUGAAAUUCCUUUCCAUGGCAAGACCUUUAUUUUAAAGUCCUUUUCUCAGGCCUUCAUGCAGUGUUCUGCUGAAACAGUCUACCAGGAGGUGAUUCUCCAACCUGAGAGGAUGAUCCUGUGGAAUAAAACAGUGGCAGCUUGCCAGAUCUUACAGCGGGUUGAAGAUAACACCAUUGUCUCGUACGACAUUGCAGCAGGGGCUGCAGGUGGUGUAGUGUCACCCAGGGACUUUGUAAACGUGCGUCGCAUUGAAAGAAGACGAGACCGCUAUAUUUCCUCAGGGAUGUCAACCACUCACGGUUUGAAGCCUCCGCUGUCCAAAUACGUCAGGGGCGAGAACGGGCCAGGAGGCUUCAUUGUACUGAAAUGUGCCAGCAAUCCCAAAGUGUGCACCUUCCUCUGGAUCCUCAACACGGACCUCAAGGGUCGGCUUCCCCGUUACCUGAUCCAUCAAAGCCUGGCAGCUACCAUGUUCGAGUUUGCAUUCCACCUGCGGCAGCGGGUCAGCGAGGUGUCGGGCAGGCCUUGAGCAGCAGCUCAUGACCCUCCACGGGACAUCCCUUUGCCCUCUCUCCUUAACACAGAGUGGGGAACAACUUCCAAGAAGCCGGAGCGAGCCUGCCGCGGAGCUGCCUGCGCUUGGAAUGCAGACCUCUUCCCUCCCCGCAGGGAGGGCUGCACCAGACCAUGUACCAGGGAGGUGGCUAUCACUGCAACAAUGCUAACUGGAGCAACCUUUGCAGGAAUGCAGAAAGGGGGGUGGAUGCCUUGAGAGGCCCGAGGGAUGCCUCGGUCCCUCCCCACUCCCGCAGAUCCCUUUCUCUUCACCCCUCCAAUCAAGGAUCAAACUAACUGAGCAGCUCUGGGAAUCAGUGGAGACUUUUGUGAUUUAAACGUGUGCCAAACCCCUUUAUUGAUCACUUUGUUUUCCCUCGCCAUACCCAGCGGAGGUGGCAGUUUCUGGCUGGAUAAUCCCACCACUGCCCCAAUAUGUCUCCUGUCCUUUUUUAAAAAAUUUCUGAUAAUGGUGUAUGACUUUCAUUGGUCUGGAGCUCCUGUAUUUACCUAAAUGCCUUGUGGAGGAGAGGGAAGGGCAGGGCCAGGCAUCCCUAUUCAUUUUGCUGCUGGAGAAUGGUUAAAGUGGGAAAUGGAGGAACUCUCGGCACCAGGUGCAUGUGACAGCCUCUGCUUCUGAUCUGCUGACAGUCAUUGCUUUACAUGGCAUGACUGGUAGCUCACACCCUGUGGGCACUUGGCUACCCCUUGUCAUUCCUCAGCUGCCAGGGAGCACACUGAUAAAGGUGUUGCCAGGCAGUGGCGGAUUAGUUUAGGCACGUGUGGUCCACAAAAGGCUGUGAAAUAUACCCAGGGCAGAGUCUCUGCAAGUCUAGAAUAGCUCUGCAGCCCCAGCUGUGGGCAUAUCUGGAUCUCUGAUGUGACUGGGCCCAGGGAAGGGCACCCUGGUAAAAAAAACUAUUCAAAUAACCACUUCCCCAUUUCUUAGUUGGCUCCAGCUCGCGAAGAUCUUUCCCUGUUGAGAAUUCGUGUCCACCACAAGCUCUGGCGAAGGGCCUCCAACCAGUGGAGCCUUGCCAGGCUUGUUCCAUUGCCAUAGUUCGCUGACGUAGCAGCCGUGGCGUCUGUGGGUGGGAUGCUGGGGAGGAAACGGUUUUAAACUCGGAGAAGGAUUGCCUGAUUCUAGGAAACCUUUCAGUCCGGGAACGAGCGACCUUGGCAAGUCCCUUUUGGCUGCGUAGGGCAGUCAAAGGAAGGCGAUGGCUACUGGCCUCUGAGGCUGUGACCCCAUUUUCAUAACGAAGUGAAGUAGUCCCCUGCUCUGGGGAUAGACUAAUACUUGUGAGGGGGGAUGAUACAGCCUUGGGGGGGUGGGGGGGUAAAGAAGAAAUACUAACCUCUGCUUGUUCACUAGUUUCGGCGGGGCCUGUAAAAAUCAAUCUCCAUCCUGUUCGUUCAGCUUCUUUAAAUCUGAAAACACCGUUAACUCGCUCCCCUAACCCCGAUUCCCCCGCGCCACGCACGCCAGGACGUGAGGCUUUUGAGCGAUCGCCUCGACAUGAAGCAUCUUUUGGGGACCUUGUGCACCCCCGCCCCGGAGACUGUGCAGCGAGUUCCAGGGGGUUUGUGGUUCUUCCACGGUGGGGUGGGGGCUCCUCUUGAGCCUGGUUAGAAAGCCUGUCGCUCUAAUAACCUGCUGCCUUCCGCCUGGAACCUUUGUACCUUCGUCAAAUAAAAACCUACAACAGAGAA
This is a messenger RNA of Caretta caretta (loggerhead turtle), 5908 nucleotides long. The record is from RefSeq and is a predicted model, not a curated record. Lineage: Eukaryota; Metazoa; Chordata; Testudines; Cheloniidae.